Entrophospora candida is the source of this 628-nucleotide messenger RNA. Lineage: Eukaryota; Fungi; Glomeromycota; Glomeromycetes; Entrophosporales; Entrophosporaceae. The record is from the annotation of a GenBank genome assembly.
AUGAUUUUAAUAUUAACGAUAAUAGAAGAAGCUGGAGGACGUCAAGGUUACGAAACUAUCUUAAAAAAAGGAAUUGUGGAUCGUACUUCUUCUCCCACACCUUCUCUUCCUAAUAAUAAUAAUAAUAAUUCAUCUUUACAAAAUCAUCGAUUAAAUAAUCCAACAACAACAUCGACUUCUUCCUCACCUUCAUCAUCAUCAACAAAUUAUCAUCAUCAAAAUCAUCCAAGUUAUCAAAAUCUUCAUAAUAUUCAGUUACCUAAUAUAAAAGUACCAUUUCCGCCAAUAAUCAAUCUAAAAGAAUUAAUCUCAAGACCAAGAAAAGGAAAAACAAAAGUUCCGUCAAAACCACCGAAUGCUUUUAUGAUUUAUCGUAUGCAAUAUGUUAAAGAAUUACACGCAAGAAAUCAUCGUCUACCAAUGAGAAGCAUAUCUCCUUCUGUAGCAAAUUCUUGGAGAGAAGAACCAGAUUCUGUUGUUAAUCAUUAUGAGCAACUUGCCAGAGAUGCAAGUAAAUAUUACAAUUUAAAAUAUCCCAAACCUCCUCCCUCUACUUCCGUUUCUUCCGCCUCUAUUAUUAAUUCAACAACCACAAUUAGAGCACCAUUUGAACACAAGAUUCCUUUAC